CAGUCAUUGAAGAGCCCGCCAAUCUUCCUCUCAUCAACAACAUCGCAGCGCCUCAUUGCCUCCCUCCCAGUCCCAAUACCGGCAAUUCAACGGAAAAAAUGGACGUCCGCCCCCCUCCAACCCUCAUGAUAGCGACCGACACGGCCCAAUUCGACACGGCCCCCUGGUCAGCUGAAGGCUACACCGUUCUGCACCUCCCCUUCGCCAACGCGCGCAAAAUCGAGAACGCGACGGACGACAUCGAACCGAACACCAAAUGCGCGCUCCUCGCCUUCGGUCAAAGCGCCUUUCACGCCCUCUCCCUCGCUACGUCUUCGCUCCCGUCCCUCACGGCCGUCAUAGCCUACUACCCGCCCAUGCUGCCCUGCGCGCCCAGAGGCUUCCACCCGGGCAUCAAGAUACUCAUACACCUGCCUGCAUCCGCCUCCUUCUCGCUUUCGGAGCCGGGGGUUAGGGUUCGCGUGUAUGAGGGUGUGCAGGCGGGCUUCGCGGAGGAGGGGGAUCCGGGUGGGAGGUAUGAUAGGAUUGCCGCCGGCCUGGCCUAUUCCCGUAGUCUGGCGGCGUUGCGGGGGACGGUGGGGCCGGAGGUUGAUCUUGAGGGGAUUUGGAGCGAGCAUAUGCUCUACGAAUUCGUCGAGAAGGAUGUCGACAGGACUAUGGCUACCAUGGUUGAGGAGCCUUACGUUAACCAUGUCCCCACUUGUAAUUAUUAUUCCCCUCCUGUCCGUGUUUUUGUUAUUAUAGGGUUAAUUGAAUUUUUUUUUUUAAAGUUUUAAUUGUUUUGGUGGAUGGGAUUUAGGUACCGGAGGAAUAGGCUACAAGAAUCUCUAUCACUUCUACAAGCACCACUUCAUCCCUCUGGUCCCGCCAUCCUUGACCAUGAAAUUGGUCUCCAGGACCGUCGGCUCGGACAGGGUUGUCGAUGAGAUUGUAUUGAGGUUUCGUCACGACGCCCGCAUCGAUUGGAUGCUGCCGGGCGUCGCUCCCACGAACCGAGUUGUCGAGAUCGCUCUCGUGAGCAUCGUAUGCAUCCGCGGUGGGAAACUCUAUCAUGAGCAUAUCUACUGGUUAGUUGGUUUAGGCCUUAUCUGCUUUUCCGCCGCUGGGAGGGAUCUCGCAUUUUAACUCUGCGGCGUAGGGAUCAAGCGAGUGUCCUGGUGCAGGUGGGCUUACUGGAUGCCGAGAACUUACCCGUUGUUGGCGCGGAGGGCGCGAGGAAAGUGCUUGAGGAGGCAUCGGUCGAGAGUAAUAGAUUGAUUCCUGAGUGGGAUUUGAAGAAUUAG
This is a messenger RNA of Tuber aestivum (summer truffle), 1283 nucleotides long. NCBI's taxonomy places the organism in Eukaryota, Fungi, Ascomycota, Pezizomycetes, Pezizales, Tuberaceae. The record is from the annotation of a GenBank genome assembly.